AUGUUCCCCGACGCUCACGCUGCCUGCCUGGAGAAAUCCACAUUUUACAUCAAGGCGACAUCUAUUAAACGGCGUGGCUUGGCAUCGUUAAGAUCAGUGCACGAACGACCUACCCUGUUCAUGUACCGUUCCCGCUUAUUGACGAGGACCAUUGUUUGCUUACAGCAUUCGUUGUUCGACCUUGUAACUGUAGAACCGUGGGCGAUGAGCCCCGUGGGCCAGAUGGACAACUACAUCCCAGCUCACUACCACGGCUUGGAAGCGCAGGAUGCCCAGCAUUCUCAGAUGGCGCAAAUGGGGAAUAACAACAUGAAAGUGGAGGAGAUGAGCCUCCACGGACACAGUCAGUAUUUGUGUGACUCCAAUGGCAUGAAGACCUUGGUGGCAACUCAGGGUGGUCCAGGUGGAGGUGGUAGCACGGGCCAACAAGUGCAAGACCCGCAGCCCAGCACCAGUCAUCCCAGGGAUAGCCAGGCAAAGCUGGGUCUGCCCAACGGCAAAAAGACCAAGGGUCGUGUCAAAAUCAAGAUGGAGUUCAUUGAUAACAAGCUUCGUCGCUACACUACAUUCUCAAAGCGAAAAACGGGCAUUAUGAAGAAGGCGUACGAGCUGUCGACGUUGACCGGCACGCAAGUCAUGCUCCUGGUGGCCAGUGAGACCGGGCAUGUGUACACGUUCGCCACGCGGAAGCUGCAGCCCAUGAUCACUUCGGACACGGGCAAGGACCUGAUCCAGAUGUGCCUCAACAGCCCGGACCCACCAGCAGACCCGCACUGCCACGCCAAUGACCCUCGUGGCCAGCCGUCGGGCUUUGAGGAAACGGACCUCACGUACUCGGUGGACGAUGAGAAAGUAAGAGCCCCUACGAGCAUUAUGUUCGGCGCCGCGCCGCCAUUGUCGCAUGCGACCCAGAUGUCACCGCCUUUGCUGCACCACCACCACCACCAUGGUGCAGCAGCUGCUGCUGCUGCUGCCCACCAUCACCACCACCAUCAUCAGCAUAGUGGUGGUGCAGGUGCUUACCACGUGCCCCCUCACCACAUCCCCGUGCACCAGCAGCAGCACCACCACCAUGCCCAGGCCGCGUAUUCCCCGCAAGGCAUGGUGUUGCAUGCUCAUCCAGGCACUGCCUCUCCCCCGGGUGCUGGUGCUGGUGCUGGGGCGCUGCUCGUGCAUACCCCGAGCAGUGGAGGAGGAGGAGGAGGGGUAUCGCCGUCCUCUACUCCAUCGCCAACUGCCGGCAUGGGCCAUCGCCUGUCCCAAUCCCAUCACAUAUCUUGUUCCGGUGCUGCCCAGCAGCACCUGGAUACCUAG
Messenger RNA from Notodromas monacha, 1314 nucleotides. The record is from the annotation of a GenBank genome assembly. Lineage: Eukaryota; Metazoa; Arthropoda; Ostracoda; Podocopida; Cyprididae.